Messenger RNA from Drosophila teissieri, 816 nucleotides. Its product is annotated as myophilin. Lineage: Eukaryota; Metazoa; Arthropoda; Insecta; Diptera; Drosophilidae. The record is from RefSeq and is a predicted model, not a curated record. The transcript is spliced from 3 exons. Gene Ontology annotation, biological process: actomyosin structure organization. Bases 104 to 613 code for a protein of 169 amino acids. Gene Ontology annotation, molecular function: actin binding.
GCCAAAUGGAAAACUGUUUCAACAAACCUGCGUCAGUUGAAAUUUGUCUUUCAAACGCGGCACACACUAAUUUGCAUUUCACUUUCAAAUCCAAUAAUUCACAAUGGCUCCACGCAACAAGGAACAGGAACAGGAAGUGCUCAACUGGGUGUUCGCCGUGAUUGGCGAGAAGGUGCCCAGCGGGCAGUACGAGGACAUUCUCAAGGACGGCAUCUGGCUGUGCAAGCUGGCCAACAAACUGGCCCCCGGAUCCGUGAAGAAGAUCCAGGAGCGCGGCACCAACUUCCAGCUGAUGGAGAACAUCCAGCGUUUCCAGGCGGCGGUGAAGAAGUACGGCGUGCCCGAGGAGGAGAUCUUCCAGACGGCCGAUCUCUUCGAGCGUCGCAACAUCCCCCAGGUCACGCUCUCCCUGUACGCCCUUGGACGCAUCACGCAAAAGCACCCUGAGUACACUGGCCCCACCCUGGGACCCAAGAUGGCCGACAAGAACGAGCGCAGCUUCACCGAGGAGCAGCUCCGUGCCCACGAGGGUGAGCUCAACCUGCAGAUGGGCUUCAACAAGGGCGCCUCCCAGGCUGGACACGGUGGUAUGGGCAACACCCGCCACAUGUAAGGCACCGCCAUCCCAAGCGGUCCCGAAGAAGAAAAAGAAAAACACCACAACACUCUCAACCACACAAACACCGAAAUCUAAUUAGUUCAAACAAAAAGUGGGUUUUGUAUCUCGUGCGUCGUGACGCAUGAUUUAAGCAGUGCCAAGCUCUAACUGUAAUUUAUAUAAUAUGAAACAAAUAAAUUAAUUAAUUUUAAUAUAAA